GCGGCUACACGAUCGCUCCCAUCAACGCCCCUGAGCUGCCGCGACACGGUGACCGAUUGGCAACAAACCUAAUCUGACAAAUGACUGAAAUGAUCUCCGGAGCAGAGCGAACGCCAAAGUGGACUCCCGUGAAGCCCUUCCGUGACUUUGUUUGGGUCUUCUCCACGGCAAACUGCGGGUUGCGUGCCAUCAUCCACUCCCCAUGAUCCCAAACUUCUGAGAGAGGGGAACGCGCUUUGCGUCUUGAAGAGCGAGGAGCUCAAAGUUCUCGAGGCGGAGAAGAAAAGGGACUGGAUUACUCAUCUGAAUUGGAGUCCGGCUGUCCUUCAGUAAACCAGAGGCCCCACUGCUGCUUAUACAUUCAACACAUCCUAAGACUUGUCGAAAGGACCUGGAUUUCAACUUUGCAGAGGAUUUCCAGGUGUUGCAAGAGCCGGCAUCUUCACCCAGAGGCCUGCUGCGGACCCCUGGGUGCUCUGUUACCAUGGCUACCAACAGGGAACAGCAGGUGGGUCACAUGACCGGCUUCCCACCUGCUGUCUACCCCUUCCCAUUCAACUCCAUGAGAAGCCACUCCCCCUUUGACCUGUUGGCCAACAGCAGCCUGUUUGGGAGAUUUGGUGCCGACCUGCCAAAAGAGAUGGCCGCUCUCUCGGUGGAGACCCAAAGCACCAGCUCAGAGGAGAUGGUACCCAGUUCUCCGUCUCCACCUCCCCCACCGCGUGUCUACAAGCCCUGCUUUGUGUGCCAGGACAAGUCCUCAGGGUAUCACUACGGGGUCAGCUCCUGCGAGGGCUGCAAGGGUUUCUUCCGUCGCAGUAUCCAGAAGAACAUGGUGUACACCUGCCACCGAGACAAGAACUGUCAGAUUAACAAGGUCACACGCAACCGCUGCCAGUACUGCAGGCUGCAGAAGUGCUUCGAGGUCGGCAUGUCCAAGGAAGCGGUACGCAAUGACAGAAACAAGAAGAAGAAGGACGUGAAGGAGGAGGUGGUGCUUCCGGAGAGCUAUGAGCUAAGUGGAGAGCUCGAAGAAUUGGUCAAUAAAGUCAGCAAAGCUCACCAAGAAACCUUCCCUUCACUUUGCCAACUGGGCAAAUACACCACCAACUCCAGCUCAGACCACCGUGUCCAGCUGGAUCUGGGGCUCUGGGACAAGUUCAGCGAGCUCUCCACCAAAUGCAUCAUCAAGAUUGUGGAAUUUGCCAAGCGGCUGCCAGGUUUCACCACCCUCACUAUCGCUGACCAAAUCACUCUACUGAAGUCAGCCUGCCUGGACAUACUGAUGCUGAGAAUCUGCACACGCUACACUCCAGAACAGGACACUAUGACCUUCUCAGAUGGCCUGACUCUGAACCGGACUCAGAUGCACAACGCGGGCUUCGGGCCGCUCACAGAUCUGGUGUUUGCCUUUGCUGGCCAGCUCCUACCCCUGGAGAUGGACGACACAGAAACCGGGCUCCUCAGCGCCAUCUGCCUCAUCUGUGGAGACCGCAUGGAUCUAGAAGAGCCUCAGAAAGUGGAUAAGCUGCAGGAGCCUCUCCUUGAGGCUCUGAAGAUCUACGCCCGUCGCCGCCGCCCCAACAAACCCCACAUGUUCCCACGCAUGCUGAUGAAGAUCACCGACCUCAGGGGCAUCAGUACGAAGGGUGCAGAGAGAGCUAUCACUCUGAAGAUGGAGAUCCCAGGGCCAAUGCCUCCUUUGAUCAGGGAGAUGCUCGAGAACCCAGAGGCCUUCGACGACCAAACAGAGUCCAACGAUAGCCCGCCGCCUCCGCCGCCGCCGCCUCCUCCUCCGCCGCCACCGGCCCUGGUCCUGAAGCAGGAGGCCGAGGACGAGGACGACAGCUGGGCCACGGAGAACGGCAGCGAGCCGUCGCCGGAAGAGGAGGACGAAGACGACGACGACGACGUGGGAGACGAGGAGCGGGACAGGGGCUCGGACAGUGACGGGGAGCCCUGGGGGGUUUUGGAUAACAUAGAUGGGUCGAGGAAAGGCCUUGUUGGGAGGGCGCAGUGAACAGUGCAUUUCAGACAUAGACACACGUAAGCACAUACAGAUUCUACACACACCUAUAUACCGGUCUUUGAAAAAGUUCUGUUACACUCGGUUUCAUGAUCUUUAGAGACGUUUACAUGUCGGAGUGAAAAAUUCCAUUAAACAAACUGAAAGUUCUACCUUAUAGGCAGGUGUCAUUAAUAUAAAUUUGUUCUCCCUUGAAGUUGUAUCAAGAUGGAAGUUAAAAGAGUUGAGAUAUCUGCUCUCCUUCAUGCUGAACAUCAGCCGGAUGACCAUCCACAGAGUCGCAGAGAGGCUCAAGAAUGGUGAAAACCUGAAAGAUCUUCACCAUUCUUUCUCAACUCUUUUGACUUCCAUCUUGAUACAACUUCACCGGAGAACAAACUUGUAUUAAUGACACCUGCCUAUAAGGUAGAACUUUCAGUUUGUUUAAUGGAAUUUGUCACUCUGACAUGUAAACGUCUCUAAAGAUCGUGAAACCGAGCGUAACAGAACUUUUGCAAAGCCCGGUACAUACAGACACACAACACAACCUCAUUCACUCUUCCACCUCAAGAAAAUGCUGGCCUUUCCUCCCCUCUCCUCUCUCUCCUUGCUGCACAUCAUUGUGUUCUCCUCAGCAGAACACAGCAGAGCCUUAAGUGUACAGACACUUCUAUCUCAGGCCACACGGUCGACGACGAGCGAGCUGCAGAAACAUAAAGUCAAGGAGAGAUGACAGUAAACCAUAUGAACUCCUGGCGUAGCCACAUGGGAAGUUAACGUGACAAAAAGAACAUAACCUCUUUGAGAAAGCUAAAUGUUACUUUGUUUUUUCCCCACUGUUGUUGUUUAUGUGUAAACAGGGGAACGGCCAACCAGACAUCAGAAACUGAGCAGUUGAUUCCAACGGAUUACAACAAGCACAUUUCUCAAAAGAAAACAAGAGUACAGGGCAAAACCAAAUUGAGUAUGUUAAUCUUUUGUGUUUGUGGUUAUUGCUUUUGAAUAUUGUUUUCAGGUUUUUUUUUUCUUUUUCAGUUUAUGAAUAAGUCCAUACAUAUCUGUAUACCAUUAUAUUUUGUCUUUUAUUUGUUAUUCUGGUUUUAUAUAUGAAUCCUUUAGACAAGUUUUGUCAUUUUUUUCUUUGAAGAGCUUUCCUGAGAAGAUAUUCAGAAGGAAAGAAGGGUAAUCCGAACUGGCUGGGUCUUCCUUAUCAGCUACAUAUGCUUAGCUCGGGCUUCUUUGAGCACUUUGGCUCACUGUGGAUGUCAAUGAUAAUCAACGCAGAGGACUAUUGUUUUGUUGCAGUGACUUAAUCAGUUUCUGUUAUCAGGGAAUUGGCAUUAUUCUAUUUUGCUGUCGUUGCAGCCAACAUAUGCUGUCAAUUGCAGGAAGUAAGCAUCUUGGUGCCAAAGUUAGGAAAAGUCAUCUUUGGAGUGUGAGUUUUGACUACUGGCAGGGACUCCAGCUACAAAUCCAGCAAUCCUCACAGCAAGAGUGCUCACUCACACUUGCACUAAAAAAACACACCCUCUAUCUCACCCACAGCGUACACACAUAAAAGCAAACACACACACACACACUCCUUUGACUCUACGCUCAUCGGUAGCAGAUGUGCCGACCAGGACAGAGAUUUAGACUUGACCAUAUAUGUAGCACUUUUGUGAUCCUCUAUCAACAGAAGGCACAUCUCCCCCCGCUAAGAGCAGAGCUGCUGUCGGUGAGCGUAUAUCUCCGUUAGCGUGACGAAACCGAUGGCAACGUCAACAUAUAUUGAAAGCACUCCCAGAUGAUGUCAGUAGACGAACACACACACACACACACACACUCGACACAUACAGAAACAUCCACACACAGUAGCAUCGUAUGCAUCAGCGUUCAAAGGCAUAUGCAAGCCGUAAGCAGGAAUCCUUAUGGAAGACAUUUUGGAAUCAGACUCAGGGCUUUUCAGUAAGGACCAAACCCUAGCUGCUUUUCAGGCACGCUAGAAACAGGCAAUAUUUGUGUGUAUUCUUGACUACAUGUGGAUUCUCAACCCUCCCCUCUGUGCGUACAUAGAAGGUGACAAGUCUGAGAAACAGCCUGGAUGCCAGUCUGACUCUCCAGAGGGGCGGGGCGGACUUUCAUCAUCAUCUUCAUCGUCAUCUUCUUCACCCACCCUCCCUGCCUGAACUCACGCUGGCAUCCAUGUGGCAAACUGCCUUCUCAUCCCAAAAGCCAUUAUAUCAUCUUGUCUUCUUGUGUAUAUUCUCGCUUCUUUUUUUUUUUUUUGGAAGAAGAAGAGCAGAGGAUUAUGUGUUCUCAUGUAUCAUUUCUUUAUUGCCAAAAUGUCACAGCGGGCGAUCAGCUGGGAAAACACGGCUGAUCUACAGAGGUUUUUUCUGUCUCUCUUUAAAGCAAUAUGAACAUUCUUUCUGUAGCACCGAGCGGUCCCAUCUUCUGAAUAUGGGCAGAUCUCAUUUUUGUUAAGCGUGUGUGUGUGUGUGUGUGUGUGUGCAUGUGUGGUGCGUGCGUGUGUGUGCGAGUGCUUUACCAGGUUUUUCAGUCAUUGGGUGGAUGUCCUCGGCAUGGUGCUGUCACACAGAAACUCUUGUGUGAUGACCUCAUCCUUUCUCUCUCUGCUGGGCCGUCAUGAUGUGGUGACGGCGAUGCAGGCACAACAUUGAGAUUAUGUUUUCUUAUGUUUUUGUUCCUUUCAACAUGGCCAAGGUGUUGUCUACCCUCUGUCUAUGUCAACUCUUGUCAUACAAAGAAAAGCCAUAUAAACAAUAAGAGGCACAAUAAACUACUUUUGUGA
Molecule: messenger RNA, 4799 nt
Organism: Acanthochromis polyacanthus (spiny chromis)
Lineage: Eukaryota; Metazoa; Chordata; Actinopteri; Pomacentridae
Gene: rarga
Product: retinoic acid receptor gamma a
Exons: 9
Coding region: 485-2020 (511 amino acids)
Biological process (GO): retinoic acid receptor signaling pathway; regulation of transcription by RNA polymerase II; cellular response to corticotropin-releasing hormone stimulus
Cellular component (GO): nucleus; transcription regulator complex
Molecular function (GO): zinc ion binding; nuclear receptor activity; nuclear glucocorticoid receptor binding
Source: RefSeq, a predicted model, not a curated record